GCCUGUACUACUAACAACUAUAAUUGAUGCUGGUGUCCCAAUGGCUACGUUUACAUGGUAUAAAAAUGGUCAACCACUUCUUGAAGGCAAUCGAUUUACUACGAAAUAUGACAUUUAUACAAAAGCAUUAACAUUACAAGUUCUUGCUGCUCGUCCUGAUGAUCAAGGAACUUAUACAGUUCGUGUAACAAAUCCAUCUGGUACUGAUGAAACAACAUGUAAAUUAACAAUUCGACCUGUAGCAUCAAUUGAUACACGACCAUUUAUACAACCAGAAUACUUUACACAAUUAGAACUUAAAGCUCCACCUCCAACAAAAGAAGAUAUGAAACAAAUGGAAGCACCAAAAGUAGUUGUACCAUUGAAAGGCGUACAAGUUAAUGAAGGUUCACCUGUUCUUCUUCAAGCUACGAUUGUUGGAAAACCUACACCUAAUUUUGUUUGGUUGAAAGAUGGUGCACCAUUGGCAGCAUCAAAUCGUCUUCGUACUCGAUAUGAUAUUGGUACAAAACAA
Rotaria sordida is the source of this 514-nucleotide messenger RNA. The record is from the annotation of a GenBank genome assembly. NCBI's taxonomy places the organism in Eukaryota, Metazoa, Rotifera, Eurotatoria, Philodinida, Philodinidae.